Rhodotorula toruloides NP11 is the source of this 1596-nucleotide messenger RNA. RefSeq lists its product as uncharacterized. The transcript has 3 exons. The record is from RefSeq and is a predicted model, not a curated record. NCBI's taxonomy places the organism in Eukaryota, Fungi, Basidiomycota, Microbotryomycetes, Sporidiobolales, Sporidiobolaceae. Bases 1 to 1596 code for a protein of 531 amino acids.
AUGGCGUCGUAUUGGGCAUCAUGGACGGACUACUGCGAUGCAACCGUCCAAUCCCUCGUCCCCUCCUCACUCGCCAACGCACUGCCAUGGACUGCGACGAACAGCCGAGUCACCGACGCCCUCGCACACAUCAACCCCUACCCUCCCCUCCCGAGCGAAGUCAUCCUCCGCAUCCUCGCCUUCACCCUCCCCGCUCCCUCCUACACGCACGCACACGAGCGCACCCGCCUCCUGAAGCAGUACGCCCUCUUCUGCCGUGACUGCGCACGCUGGGCUACCCUCCUCCUCCGCCGCGACGUCGCAUGCACGUCCGUCGACGCAACGACGAGCUUCCUCCGCUGGGCAGUCGGGCCCGCGAAGGACUCUCGAGGCGGUCUGCUCGUGCAGAGCGUGCGCUUCGGGACGGGGGGAACGAAGAGCAAGGCGAGCGACACGGUGUGGGACCGGCAUGACUCGUUCAACGCCGUCCGCCAUGCCGCGAUUCAUUGUCCGAAAUUGAGCGAAUUGUGGCUGAGCGGGAUGGACCAGCUCGAACACAAGGUGUUGCGGUACACGAAGAACCUCCGCUCGCUCUACGUGCACGAAAUCCGCCUCUUUCCCCUUCCACUCGCCGACACCUGGCCCAUCCACCUCUCGAACCUGACAACCCUGCACCUCUCCGCCAUCCUCGCAGCCGGCCCAUCCUUCUCGCAGCUCCUCUCACCCAAGACGCUCCCCUCCUUGCGGCACCUCGACCUAAUCUCGGUCCACCGCUCGCUCAUCCCAUUUGAGGAAGUCCAGCAACACGCGGCGAUGUACCAGAACGACCCUGCGAUCCCGGCACUGGGCGGCACAGGCGCCGCGAGCAUCACUGCUUCGCUCGCCUCGCUUUCUCCGCCCUCCUCCUCCUCCUCCUCCGCUGCCACGCCCUCGCACCCACUCCUCUCCAUCGCACCGCAGCUCCACUCCCUCACCCUCGGCCCACACCCAACGCGCACCCUCCCCCUCUCACUCUUCCCCCCUCUCUUCAGCCUCUCGACCUCCCUAACCCUCCUCUCCCUCCCUCUACCAACCCUCCUCUCCACCGAAUUUGCCCACCUCUGCCUACCCCCCUCGCUCGCGCUCCUCCGACUAACAAAAGACCCCUCGGCUCUCACGGCGCACUCGUCGCCCGAAGCGCUCUUUGAACUCGAGACCGAAUGGCGGUCCUCUGCAUUCGACUCUGCUCUCCCAGAUCUAGAUCUAGAAGGGAAGGGCGUAUCGCUGGAAGUAGCGUUCGAGGACCGGCUUGCGCGGAGGAAGUUGUGGGAGGUCCGAAGAAGGGGGGAGGAGGUUCGGAAGGGACGGGAGAGGGCGGUCGAGGAGCUUCGACACCUUGGUGGACGUGGGAGGAGGUACCUCGUCUUACCUGGCGGAUUGAGCGACGGCGGGAGAGAAGCCGACGAGUACGGAGGCACAGGCGCGGAACUGCAGGAAAUCGUCCGCCUCAAAGACGGCGGCGAGGUGGUCAUCUUCUCCGAAGACCCGGCUCAGGAGCGGAAGGACGGCGCGUUCAGAUUGGGCACGGAGCGGUGGAGGCGGUUCGUCGAGCGUCCUUGUCCUGAUUCGUUGUUGUAG